Messenger RNA from Alnus glutinosa, 2243 nucleotides. RefSeq lists its product as uncharacterized. Gene Ontology annotation, molecular function: lipid binding. Bases 611 to 1888 code for a protein of 425 amino acids. The record is from RefSeq and is a predicted model, not a curated record. Lineage: Eukaryota; Viridiplantae; Streptophyta; Magnoliopsida; Fagales; Betulaceae. The transcript has 6 exons.
AACACAUGUUUUUUUUUGUCUUUCUGAGCUCCCUUGGCGUCCACGUACAGCGUUAUAUAUAGAAAAGCCUUAUCCAAGCUACCAUCAUCUCAUAUUUUCAUUUCCUCAAACAUUUACUGCGCAAACAUAGCCAGGGAAUUAUAUCAUUUUGCUCCCCAAAAAAAGAAUUUGAAGAAAAAACUCAACAGCCUGAGAGUGCAAAAAACCCGGCCCUACGGUAAUCCUAUCACCACGUCUCUCUACCGCUUAUCUCGAAAUCCUUAUCCGUAGCUUCUGAAAAUACUUUGUCUUCUUCUUUCUCUGUUGCUCUCUGUCUCUGCAGAAAUCACAUAUCUAGGCCUCAUCAUUCAUUCUUCGCCAAUCUACUCUCUCUAGCUAUAUUCUUUUCUUUUUCUUUUUUUUCGUUUCUUUUUAUUUAUAUAUCUGCUGAAUUUAGUGGGUUAUCCUCUACCUUAUCCGUCUCUCUCUUGAAACCCUCGUUAAUCGCUGUGCUUUGACGCUCACCAAUCCGAUUGAAUCGAGGGUUUUUCUUUCAAAUUUUGUUGCUUUUAUUUAUUUGGUUCUCUGGGUCUUCUUUGAAUUUCCAUUGGGGGUUUUGGGUUGCGGUGUUAUGGCUUUGCUUUCGACUUUGUUGGAGAUUUUGCGGAGACCCACAAUGGUGGAUGUGCUAAGCGAGCUCAUGAUGUUCAUAGCGCCUCUUUGGGUGGCGGUGAUAGUUGGGGUUUUGGUUGGGUGGGCAUGGAAGCCCAGAUGGGCCAAGAUUUUGGGUUGCUCCGAGUCCAAGGACGCUUCGCCUGCGUCGCCGACCACCACAUCGUUGUCUACGUGUUUCCCUUCGAUUCCGAGCUUGAACGCCUUGAAGUUUCAGCUGCCCAGCUGCGUUUCUUGGACCACCGAUGAUAAGGAGGGUCUCUCUUUGCCACCACCAGCCACCAAAUCCGAUUCCAGUUCGUCACAGCUCGAUAGUGAAAAAUUGGGUCCAGUGACGGGAGAGGAUUUAGAGCAUUUAUACCAGCUCGUUGAGGAAAGAGACGGAGGUCCUGCUUGGAUUCAGAUGAUGGAUCGUUCUACCUGUACUAUGGGCUAUCAAGCUUGGCGUAGAGAUCCUGAGACUGGACCUCCACAAUAUCGUAGCCGGACAUUGUUUGAGGAUGCCACUCCUGAGUUGGUGAGAGAUUUCUUUUGGGAUGAUGAGUACCGAUUGAAGUGGGAUGACAUGCUUAUACAUGCUGAAACCUUGGAGGAGUGUCCCACCACUGGAACCAUGAUGGUGCAGUGGGUGCGAAAGUUCCCCUUCUUUUGUAGCGAUCGGGAGUAUAUAAUAGGCCGUCGAAUCUGGGAAUCUGGACGAUCUUACUACUGUGUGACAAAGGGAGUACCUUGCUCCUCAGUGCCAAGGCGCAACAAACCUAGACGUGUUGAUUUGUUCUAUUCAAGUUGGUGCAUUCGUGCAGUUGAAUCAAAGAGGGGAGACGGCCAGUUGACUGCAUGUGAAGUGUUACUGUUUCAUCACGAAGAUAUGGGUAUACCAUGGGAGAUUGCAAAGCUUGGGGUUCGGCAGGGCAUGUGGGGUGCUGUUAAGAAAAUUGACCCUGCCUUACGUACCUAUCAAAAACAGAGAGCAUCUGGAGCCCCACUCUCACAAUGUGCUCGCAUGGCCCAGAUCAACACUAAAGUCAGUGCAGACUACCAGAGAUGUUUGGAAAGCAGCUCCGAUAAUUCGUCAGAGAUUGAAAAGCAUGAGAAUCCGAAGGGGAGGCACGUACCAAAGCUUCUAGUUGUUGGUGGAGCUAUUCUCCUUGCCUGUAGCCUUGACCGGGGGCUCUUGACUAAGGCAGUUAUAUUUGGUGUCGCGCGAAGGUUUGCCAGAAAUGGAAGGAGGUUGUGAUUCAGAAUGAUUUUUGCACCAUUUGAGACAUGCCUGCUAAUGCAUCGUUGCCGUGAAGUGAGAAACUGCCCGAUGGAGGCCAUGCCCCUUUUGAAGAGCAUAGGAAGUGCUAUUCUUUUUCCUAUUGUUUGAGCUAUAGAGCAGCUUUAGAUUGGAAAAGAGGAGAUGAAAAUAGUUUGUACUCGUUACAGUUGGAGAUCUCACCAAGGGAUCUCAUGCUGUAGAUCUAGAAAUAAUAGGAAUAUUCAAGUUCUUUCACGUUUUCCCCCCUUUUGCAUAUCUUCUGUGACAUCAUCCUCUUGCACUGUGACUUGAAGGAGACGAUCAACAGAAUAUUAUACAUUUUUAUUUCCCA